AUGUUCAAAGCCCUCAUGGGCGGGGGCAACCGGUCGUCCUCCGACGUCCGAAGCACCACCAGCUCCAGCUCCAAGUCCAGCCGUCGCAAGACCGAUUCCAAGUCCACACAUAGCCGCAAGUCCUCACGGGGUGACGACCGUGAUCGCGGCCUGGGUGACUUGGUUGACUAUGAGCCCUCUGCUUCCGGGAGCCGCCGUACUGCUCCAAGCGCCGCUGGUGAUUCUGUCGCUUCCUUCGUGACCGCCGAACCCGAGUCCUACGAUUCCCCCGAUCGCAUCAUCGAGCGGACCCCCAAGCGCAGAGAUAGCGAUCGAGAGAGCAAGGCCUCUCGCCGCCGUGACCGCGACCGAUCCGAGAGUCGCGAUCGUGACCGUGACCGUGAACGUGAAAAGAGAAAAAGCCGCCGAGCGACCGAUGACGAUUUGGAUCGCGAGGACCGCCGUGAGCGCCGGCGCACACAUUCGGGAGACCCCUAUAUGCCAUCCAGUGCUCCUGGCGCUCAAUUUGCCGCCGAUGUGGCAGCGCCUGGCUUUUCACAAUUCCCCGGCCAAUACGACAGUGGAAUGCCGCCGGCGGCCUUCUCGCCCGCCCACGACUCUUCUCCAUCGCCGUAUGACCCUCAUGUACAACAACAAUUCCCUGGUCAAUUCCCCACCGGCACUGCAGAGCCAUAUAUGCCCCCGAAUCCCGCCGGUGCUGCCGCAGAUUAUUAUGGUGACCAAGGCCAGUCCGUUGAGCAGCAACCUGGCAUCCGGCCGCCUGAGCCUCUGGUAAUCCCCGCUCAUCAAGCGCAUUUGCAAGCCGCGUCUCCUACUUCCAACCCCCCGCCAGAGCCUAGCAGUGUUGGUGCAGUCGGUGCGGCCGCCUCUUAUUUCGAUGAUGCGGGUCCCGUCGAGUCGCAAGCCGUUCCUUCAAAGCCCUCCAAGCCUUCCAAGCCUUCCAAGCCUAGCAAGCCUUCUGCCAGCGCGGUCCCUGCAGCAGCACUAGCAGCCACCGCGGGAGCUGCAACAUAUGGUUUGGGACACGCCUCGUCCUCCUACGAAGACACCCAGUCCCAGCAUUCCAACUCUGCCUAUCACCAAUCAGCUUCGUACUCGCAGCCGGCUGCCACUAGUACCAGCAAGCCGCCAAAGCCUUCUACAUAUGGUAUUGGUCCCGGCGUUGGAGUUGCAGCAGCAGGUGCAGCAGCAGGAUAUAUGCUCGGCCAUCAGCAUCACUCCUCGAGCCCGGAGAGCGCGUCUCAAUAUGCUCAUCAACAUCAGCAUCAGCAUCAGUAUCAGCACUACGGGGACUCUUCCCAGGCUGGUCUGCCCCCAUAUGCUUCCGGUUCUCAUAAUGCCAUGAUGGCAACGGGAGCUGCAGGUGCAGCGGCGUAUGCUGCCCAUGCUGGUCAUUCUCAUUCUCAUUCGCACCCAAUCUCGCACCGUCCAGGAUACUACCCCUACGCGCCCGGUGGUCUUGCAUAUCAACAGCGCCAGCGAGGUCCCCUCUCGAAAUUCGUGGACUUCUGGCGCGACCCGGAAGCUGUGGGACGAUUCGAGGACUACACCGAAACCAUUGGUGUCUGCAAGUACUGCUUUGAUCCGCAAACCACCUCAAUUGAUGCGCCUCGCAAACAUCACUAUGAUCGGCGUCGACACUCUGCCGAUCGCUACAGCGCUAGCAGUUCUUCCCGAGUGAGCAAACUCAGUCGAUACCAUUCUUCGGAAGAUGAAAGUCGGCGCAAGCGAUCGAGCAAGAAGUCGUCCUCGUGGUUGCCGGGCAUGCUGGCUGGCUACGCCACAAAGUCAAUCUUUGCUGGAAAGGAUUUUGAUGACUCCUACAGUGUUCGCUCUGGUCGUAUGGCUGGUGACCGUGUCUCUCACGAUGGUGAUGAUCUCUCCAACUCCGACCGCAGAAGCUAUACUUCGCGUGGUGUUGUCCGCCGGUCCGAACGCAGCCCACAGCGAGAGUACCACUCAGACAGCAAGCAUUCUCGACGGACCCGUUCUCGCUCGCGAUCUUCCUCCCGAUCUGGUCGUCAUUCGUUUGUCAAGAAAGCCGCCUUGGGUGCCGCUGUUGGUGCCGGUGCUCUUGCUGUCGCGAAACAUCACAAUCGAAGCCGUAGCCGCUCUCCCUCGCGCACGCAACGCCGCAAGGAAUCAUCUUCCGACUCUUCCUUUGUCGACUUUUCUCGACCUGCUCCCAAGUCUGUUGGAGGUUUUACCUCUUUCUUCACAUCCAGCUCUGAAAAUCGUGCGAGGAAGCGAGAGUUGAAGAAGACUAGCAAGAAGAAGAAGAAGACCAAGCGUGGAUUUUUCUCAUUCAAUAGUUCCUCGUCUUCCGAUCUUGAUGCCGACCUAGCUUUUGGAACUGGAUUUUCGAAGAAGUCUAAGUCUAAGAAGGAGAAGAAGAAGGGCAAGAAGGACGAAGAUAUCAAUGCAGCACUUCUUGGCUUGGGUGCUACUGCCACUGCUCUUGCUGCUUCAUCUCCUAAUCGUCGCAGCACUGGUCAAAUGCUAGCUGGCAGGGAAUCUCGCUCUCGUCACUCCCAGUACGCUUCGUCUGCGAACGAGGAUGCAGAAUGGAUUGACGCCGAUUCUUCUGAAGACUCUCCAUCGAGCGUUAGCUCCGCCCUGGCUUUCGGUGGUGCUCACAGCAGCGAUUCUCAUUCCGACUCCAGUAGCAGUCGUGGAGGCUGGGGUUGGAGAUGGGGAAGCAAGAAAGACAAGAAAGACAAGAAAGAGAAGAAGGAGAAGAGUUCUGCCGCCAAUGCUGCUAUGGCCGUUGGUGCUGGUGUUCUCGGAAGUGCUGCUAUUGCUUCGGUUGCUCACCAACGCGAUAGUCGUCCAUCUAGCCAGGCUGGUAGCCUGCAGCAGGUUUAUCCUGUGCCUACCUCCGAUCCUUCUCGCUUUGACGUUGCCAACAUGUCUCCAUCUGUCGUCUCCGGUGGUCAAACUCCUCUCCAGCCACAGCCUGUCACGCCUGUCUCUCAAGCCAUUUACACCUCUCAAGGCACCAUGCCAGUCUCUAUUCCCGCUUACAGCGCACCUGUUGUCCCUGCUAUCUUUGCCAAUGAACAAGAUCAGUACGACUCUCGAUUCCAAGCCUCUCGGGAUCCUGCCUGGAGUCGAGAUGAUGCCGAUAUUCGCAAACCCCGCCGAAGCGACUCCUCUCCGGUUUUCCCUACUCAAGAGACUGCAUCGAGCCUCAAGCGCCGCUCUACGACUAAAGACCAAGCCUCUGUUUCUUUCAACCUGACCGACGAGCAAGCCGAGCGCGAACGCCGUCUCAACCGCCGUGACCAGAGAUCACGCGAAGACUUCCACGGCGAUCAAUCAGUCCAGUUGAUCGACCGCGAAGAAGAGGAUGCUCAGCGAGAUGCAGACCGUCGCGAGCGCCGUCGUAAGGACCCAGAGGAAGAAGGGCGUCGCGAGAGCGGAAAGGACAAGAGCUCUUCCUCAUGGGUUGAAGCAGCUGCCAUUGGGGCCAUUGGCGCAGUUGCAGUCGGUGCCCUUACCUCUUCUCAUAAGUCUGACAACGCCUCUGAGAUUAGCUCUCAGCGCGUUUCUCGUAGUGAGAAGCGUCGAGCGGAAAGAAGACAGCAAGGUGACGCCGAAUCGUCCAUUGUGUCGAGAUCUGACAUCCCAGAGCCCGUUGAGAGGGUAUCAUCUGUGGAAACCCGUGAUGCGGAAGGCAAGCGUUCAUCUCGCAAGACCGCCUCUCCAUCCCCUGUCCAUGAUAACUACGCCGAAUUCUACGCGCCUUCCGAAAUUCGUCACAGUCCAGAUGAACAAAAGACUCGCGAUGUUGCUGAGCAGCCUUCGAUCGUUGAAGUCGUCCCUGCUUCCGUCCGCAAGGCCCGCGGAGAAUUGCGCGAUGAAGACAUGUCACGAUUCGGACAAGAACCUUAUGAAAAUCACGAAGGACUUCCCGUGAAUGGAUCUGCUCUGGGCAUGUCGACCCCUACCUCCGCAGCGCGAGCCCCCGAAACCGAACAACUCGUCGAGUACGUCGAACCCGAAGAGCAUGUUGAGCAUGCCGAACAGGUCGAGCCUCCCGAACCCGUUGCGCGUAAGCAGCGUGAGCGUCCAUCAACUGGCUCUCGUGUUUCCUGGGGCGAGCACUCAACCCACGAGUACGAAGUGCCUUCUUCCUCCGAGCAAGAUCCGCUUGAGCAUGACAUCUCUCCCAUGGAAGACAACGCCAGAGACCUUUCUCUGGGCGACCUGGAGCAAUUUAAGUCCAAGUCCAAGGAUGUCAGCUCCAAGUCUGGUUACGGCGAUGACAUCGAAUUCGCUGCCAUCGUUGCCGCUGGAACUGAAGCAGCCGGCUUCGAUCCCUCCUUCAUCAUCGAUGAUCCGAAGUACCACACCCGCACUUCCCCACCCGGCUCAGGUGAUGAAGGAACAUUCUCUCCGCGAUCGAACUGGGCUACUCAGAAUCCCGAAAGCCACGGCUACGUCGAGGGCGAAGUCGGCAGCUAUGAUCGCCAGUCCAGAGAUAUCGGCCCUAUUACCAGCGACCCAUUCUCCGCUAAAGACAAUGAUCUUUCUUCAUCCCCAACUCGCGAGCGCAGUUCCAUUGCCCAGGAGGUAAUUGAACAAUUAAACGGCAAGCCUCGCCACGAAUCUCUCGAUGACCACAAUGUUUUCUCCAUGCCUGGUGGAUUUGGUGAUGAUGAGCCUCGCAAUAUUGAACCUCGUGAUGAUUCAUACUCGGCUGUUUCUGCUCCUGUUUCAAAGGAGGAUAAGAAGAAGUCCAAAUCUAAGAAGUCUCGUCGUAGCGGCGAUGAUAUUGAUUUCUCUCGGGAACUGCCCCGUGAUGUUCAGCCUUUUGCGGAAGAGACUCCUGCUGAUGUCCCCCGAGAUGUCGAGGUUCCGUAUGAUACCUACUCGGCUGUUUCUGCUCCCGUUAGCAAAGAGGACGAGAAGAAGUCCAAAUCCAAGAAGUCUCGUCGUAGCGGCGAUGAUAUUGAUUUCUCUCGUGACCUGUCUCGCGACGUUCAGCCGUUUGGAGAGGAGGCUGUUGCUGAUGCCCCCCGAGAUGUCGAGGUUCCGUAUGAUACCUACUCGGCUGUUUCUGCUCCUGUUUCAAAGGAGGAUAAGAAGAAGUCCAAAUCUAAGAAGUCUCGUCGUAGCGGCGAUGAUAUUGAUUUCUCUCGGGAACUGCCCCGCGAUGUUCAGCCUUUUGCGGAGGAGACUCCUGCUGAUGUCCCCCGAGGUGUCGAGGUUCCGUAUGAUACCUACUCGGCUGUUUCUGCUCCCGUUAGCAAAGAGGACGAGAAGAAGUCCAAAUCCAAGAAGUCUCGUCGUAGCGGCGAUGAUAUUGAUUUCUCUCGUGACCUGUCUCGCGACGUUCAGCCGUUUGGAGAGGAGGCUGUUGCUGAUGCGUCCCGAGACGUCGAGGUUCCUUAUGAUAAAUACUCGGCUGUUUCAGUACCCGUCGGACAGGAUUAUGAGAAGGCAAAGUCAAAGAAGUCUCGUCGCAGUGGCGAUGAUUUUGAUAUCUCUCGUGAUCAGCCUCGCGACGUCGAACCCUAUUCUAAGGCUCCCCGUGUUGAUUCUCCUCGGGAUGUUUUUGACGACCGAUAUGAUUCGCGCUCGGCUGUCUCUGCUCCUCUCGAGAGAGACUCGGAGAAGUCGACCAAGUCAAAGAAGUCCCGCCGAAGCGGUGAUGAUUUCGACCUGCCUCGUGACUUGCCCGCUGAUCUGACCCGCGAAAAUGUUUCUCCCGAAGAUGAUGAAGGUAGUGAUGAGAAGAAGAAGCGGCGCAAGCAUCGCUCCAAGCGUGAUAGCGAUACUUUCUCCGUUGAUGACGAUGCCCGAUCCGCCGUGACCUCCUAUGAGGAUGCGGAUAAGUCUGAGCGCCGCAAACACCGCCAUCGUUCUUCUGGCCUUCGCGACUUUGAUGACAAUGCUUCAAUCACCUCGUCUCCCGCAAUUAUUGACGAGACGCGUGAGAAGCGCCGCAGUAAGGACAAGGAUGAGAAGCGAUCCAAGCGUGAGAGCGACCCUUUCUCCGUGGACGAUGAUGCCCGAUCUGUUGUGACCGCUUAUGAAGAAGGAGACAAGUCUGAGCGUCGCAAGCACCACCGCCGCCAUCGCUCCUCUGGUAAUGACUUUGAUGACAAUGCUUCCAUCACAUCUUCUCCCGCACGUAUUGAUGAAACACGAGAGAAGCGUCGGAGCACUAGCAAGGAAGACAAGGAAAAGAAUCCUUCUGGGUUCCUGCGCAACCUCUUUGGUUCGCGCGUCUCAGCACCUGCCGAUGACAGAAAUCGCUCUACCUCCUCCUUAGAGAAGCAUUCAUCUCGGGAGGCAAUGUCAGAGGCUGGCGUUGACGACGAACGGCGCCGCCACAAGAAGCGCUCUUCCAAGUCGCGCAGCUCCAGCCGUGGAUCGAAGCGGGAUGAUUUUGAUUCGGACAAGGAUGCAGAGCUCCGGGAUGGUACCAAUCUGGAAGAGUAUCGAUCACGUCGGCAAGAGAAGGAAGAGCGCCGUCGCCAUCGGUACGAGGAGAUCGUUGAAUCUGGGAAACGAAGGGAUAAUGAGAAGGUAUAG
Messenger RNA from Penicillium cosmopolitanum, 6543 nucleotides. RefSeq lists its product as uncharacterized. Bases 1 to 6543 code for a protein of 2180 amino acids. NCBI's taxonomy places the organism in Eukaryota, Fungi, Ascomycota, Eurotiomycetes, Eurotiales, Aspergillaceae. The transcript has 3 exons. The record is from RefSeq and is a predicted model, not a curated record.